GUAUUCAAAGAUGCGAAAGGAACACCAGAAAAACCGUGGGAAAGGAACACCAGAAAAAUAUAACUAUAAUAAUGAUACGAUAGCUAUAAUAAUGGAAAGUACGUUACAGAAAUAAUGAAAAAACAAAGAAAGUUUGUAUGAACCUGCUAAAAUCUACAGAUUGGCAGUUAAUCGUCCUGGCUCUGUGGCUGCAAAAAUCGCGGAACUGGGAAGGGAUAGCGAGGGCAGCUUCCUCAUGCAUAGUUGCCGGAAUUGGGUUUCGUUGUCUUGGGUAUAAAACUUGUUGAUCAUGAGAGCAUUGUUACGACUAAAAGUCGACUUAACAACUCCGUGAGGCAUCCCGGCAAGUCAGCGUCGUUAUCAAAUGUAAUGUCUGAUGCUUUCGAAUGGGCCAAGUACAAGCACUAGCCGUCAGUCGUGGAAAGAAUGCAGCAGAACCACGUUCUUUCCCGAAUCUGGCGACACUUCCACCAGAGAUGGCGCACUUUGUGUUGUCAUAUUUAAAUGCAACCGACCUAUGCCUUGCAGCCUGUGUGUGGCAACAGCUUGGAAAUGACGAUAUACUAUGGCAAGGGUUAUGCAAAAGCAACUGGGGAUUCACAUCAGCUUAUUUCAGGAAUUCAAACAAAUGCAGUUUCAAGGAGCUAUACAUGCUGUUGGAUGAGGGAAGACUUACCUUUAAUUAUGACCCAGAAAAGGGUAUUUCAUACCUAAUAAGUCAUAAUGUUCUUGAAGAUGAUCCUGUUGCCAUUGCAAAGUUUCUCAGCAAUUCAAAGACUGACUUGCUUAAGCCAGAUAAACUCUCAGAGUAUCUCAAAAACAGGAGAGAUAUCUUACAAAAAAUGAUUUGUCUCCAAAAUUUUAGAAUGCAGUCAUUACCAAAUGCACUCAGACAAUUCUUCAAACUAGUAAGCCCUCCAACGACAAGAGGGGAAUAUUUAGAAGAAAUAUUAAGUGGUUUUGCAGCGCAGUACCUUCGAUGUAAUCCUGAAUGUGGCCUUCCUCAAGAAACGGUGUACAUCCUGUGUUAUUCCUUAAUUCUACUAUGCGUGGAUCUCUAUAGUCCUCAGGUGAAACGCAAAAUGUCAAAACGAGAGUUCAUUAAAAAUUUACGAGGUCUUGCCCUUGGUGCAUGCGAUGAUUUUAUUGGAGAUUUGUACGAUGACAUUUAUAUACAAGGACAUAUUGCCAAGCCAUUGGAUAAAGUGUACAUAAGAGCUCCGAUGUUUCGGUAUGAACGUCCUUAUGGUAAUAUUUUUGUUCAAGCCUAAUUGCUUGCAUCAAGCUCCAUGCCUUAUAGGCGUGGUUAGCUUGUAUAGCCAAAUAGUUUUUUAGAUCCAGUUAACCCAGCUAAAUAAUCUUUCCUCCUUUACAUUCUGGUAUAUCUUCUCAGUGCUUGCUGUAUGAUGCGUGCAUAUAACUAGUAUGUGCAUGU
Molecule: messenger RNA, 1435 nt
Organism: Dendronephthya gigantea
Lineage: Eukaryota; Metazoa; Cnidaria; Anthozoa; Malacalcyonacea; Nephtheidae
Product: F-box only protein 8-like
Exons: 9
Coding region: 387-1271 (294 amino acids)
Biological process (GO): regulation of ARF protein signal transduction
Molecular function (GO): protein binding; guanyl-nucleotide exchange factor activity
Source: RefSeq, a predicted model, not a curated record